Molecule: messenger RNA, 2223 nt
Organism: Eimeria acervulina
Lineage: Eukaryota; Apicomplexa; Conoidasida; Eucoccidiorida; Eimeriidae
Exons: 1
Coding region: 1-2223 (740 amino acids)
Source: RefSeq, a predicted model, not a curated record
AUGAAUCCGCUCGGGCGACCUCUCCACAAACAGCAGCACCUGCUGCUGCUGUUGCUUCUGCUUGCCUUCGGUGCACCUAUUGCUACACCAGCAGUAGCACCAGCAGCAGCACCAGCAACAGGAAUAGGGGAUCCAGCAACGGCAACGGAUAUUAGCUUGCACGGGCUCUCUGCGACAAGUUGGGCAGACAGCGAUUUGGCGGAAGGGACUCAGGGCACCAUUUUGGAUUCAGAGGUUGGAGAAGAGCAUCAGGGAGGCAAGUCAACUGAACAGGCUUCACAGUACAGAAGUAUGUGGUCUCCCUCUCACCUCUUGGAGGAGCCGGUGCUGAAUAGUAGCAACAACAACACACAGGUGCAAGCGCAUGGGGCGCCCGUAGAGGCAUCCCUGCGCACGCGGCAUGUGACACGCCUGGUGGUGUUGCUAGCUGUCUUGGGGCUUGGAGCAGCCAUGUUUUUCCGCGGUGCAUCUGUAGGUAAGCAAGGGUCUGUCGAAGAGGAGGCGCAUCCGCCAACAGGCGGCUUAAAGGGUCCAAUAAAAGAGGCCCCCACAGCAGCAGCCGUUCUAACCAAAGCGCAUCUAAUAGCUAAGCAUUACGACAUAGACAGCCUCCACAGUAUGAUGGAGGCAACAGAACGCCUUGAACGCUUUCUGGGCGGCUCGAGUACGCUGCGCGACGUGUUAAUGCUGCAGAGGCGCGCCAGCGCGAUCAUGUCGAAUGUACACUUUCUCGUUGGUAUUGACCCGCAGAUGCUGAAGCAACAGCUGCAGGAUCGGCCGCCUCAGCCUGAGGAUGUGGCGAGGCUGCUGCAGCUCGACAGCGACGCGCAACUGUCUCAACUAACACGCGCAAUAGAAGGCAGCGUCUCGCAAGUUGCAGGAAACAAGCAUAUGGAGGUAAUACGUACUGAAACGUUUGUAACCAGUGCAUAUGAGGCAUCUUUGGCUGUUUCCAAAGAAGAUGGUAGCAGAGAGAAAAACGUAGAGUUGCAGCUGCUGCACUGCUCUGCUGUUGCUGUGCACUACUCAACGGAGUUGCAACAGGCACGAGAUGAUUUGGCCAAGCUCAAAAACCACCGGGUAGAAACACUAGCGGAGAUGGCUGCAAUGCUGCAGGCCUGUGCAGCAGCAGCAGAAAGGGUUCAAACAGCAGUAGAACGAGCGCGCGAUUGCUCAGCCAAGGGCACAGAGCUGCUCGCAUCUCUAACAAAUCCUGAAGAAGCGCUCUUGCUAGAGUUGCAGGAUGAAAUAGACAAUAUCCGCCUCUACGAAUCAGCAGCCGAGAGGGUGAAGUAUCAGUUGAAGCAGGAAGAGCAGCAGAAGCUGGAGGACGAACUAAGCAAAGCACGCGAAUGCAUCGAUUUUGCUAUUGAAGAGCUGGAGGCACUCGAAGAAUUGAAGGACGCAGUGCAAAACCCAUUCACACCGGGACCCAUCAAAUACAGCUUAAUUGAACUCCACGUCCGUAGCAAGACACUCCACCGCAUGCUCGGCAUAUUCGCAGACAGAUUCGCUCCUUUCGUUGAAGCAAUGCUCGCUAAAGUUCCGGAGGAGCAAACCCAACAUCUGCUGCAGGAUCUGCAGCAGCAGGAACUGCAAGACCAGCAGCAAGAACUGCAGCAGCACCAGCAAGAACUGCAAGAGCAGCCGCACGAACUGCAGCAGCAGCAGCAAGAACUGCAGCAGCAGCAGCAAGAACUGCAGCAGCAGCAGCAAGAACUGCAGCAGCAGCAGGAACUGCAAGAGCAGCCGCAGGAACUGGAACAGCAGCAGCAAGACCUGCAGCAGCAGCAGCACGAUUUGGAGCAGCAGCCGCACGACCUGGAGCAGCAGCCGCAGGACGUGCAGCAGCAGCAGCACGACCAGGAGCAGCAGCCGCACGACCUGCAGCAGCUGCCGCACGACCUGCAGCAGCAGCAGCAGCAAGAAAUGCAGCAGCAGCAGCAGGAACUGGAACAGCAGCAGCAAGAACAGCAGCAGCAGCCGCAAGACUUGCAGCAGCAGCAGCACGACCUGGAGCAGCAGCCGCACGACCUGGAGCAGCAGCCGCACGACCUGCAGCAGCAGCAGCAGCAAGAACAGCAGCAGCAGCCGCACGACCUGCAGCAACAGCAGCAGCAGCAAGAACUGCAGCAGCAGCCGCACGACCUGCACCAGCAGCCGCACGACCUGGAAGAGCAGCCGCACGACCAACCGCUGCAGCUGCACGAACUGCAGCUGUAG